Eriocheir sinensis (Chinese mitten crab) is the source of this 3218-nucleotide messenger RNA. RefSeq names its product glucose dehydrogenase [FAD, quinone]-like. The coding region runs from base 207 to 2069 and encodes 620 amino acids. Gene Ontology annotation, molecular function: flavin adenine dinucleotide binding; oxidoreductase activity, acting on CH-OH group of donors. The transcript has 13 exons. NCBI's taxonomy places the organism in Eukaryota, Metazoa, Arthropoda, Malacostraca, Decapoda, Varunidae. The record is from RefSeq and is a predicted model, not a curated record.
AAAAAGAAAAAGAGAGAGAAAAAGAGAAAAAGAAAGACUUAGAGAAAGGAAAAGCAGAGGAUAAAAAACAAGAAAAGCGAAAAGGGAACAGAGAGAAAGAGAAAAAGAAAAGCAGAAAGACAAAAAUAAACAAAACAAAUCGAAAACAAGCAGAAGAAGAAGCAGAAGAAGCAGAAGACAGCAGCAGAAGAACAAGACUCACCACAAUGAUACUGAUGAACAGACGCAUCUUGCACUAUACUCGUUUCCUGCCCGUGACCGUCAUCCGUCUCAUGGUGAUUCUGCUAACCCAGCUGGUCGGUGAUGAGGACUACUCACACAUGGACGCCUCAGACAAGCUCCUCAGGCAGUACGACUUCAUAGUGGUGGGCGGCGGGUCGGCGGGUGGGGUGGUGGCGGCGCGGCUGGCGGAGGUACCAUCGUGGCGGGUGCUGCUGCUGGAGGCGGGUGGGUUGCCGCCUCCCGAGAGCGGCGUGCCUGGCCUCAACGUGAUCCUGCUGCAGGGCGACAACGACUGGCACUAUUUCACCACCUCGCAGCGACACGCCCUCAAGAACUACGUCAAGGAUUCGUGUCACAUGCCGGUGGGUCGCGUGCUGGGGGGCUCGUCUACCAUGAACUGGAUGAUGUACGUGAGAGGGAACAGGCGGGAUUUUGACAACUGGGCGGCCAUGGGCAACCCCGGGUGGACCUACAGAGACGUGCUGCCAUACUUCAAGAAGGCUGAGAACUACAUAGGCACCAGAAACAACGACACAGCCAGCUUUCACGGGCGCGGCGGACCCCUCACGGUGACGGACAAGCGGUGGUGGCCCCCCCUCACAAGUGCCAUCUUGGGGGCGGGGAAGGAACUGGGCUACGACGUAAUAGACCCCAAUGGACCGGAACAGAUAGGAUUCUCAGUACCAGACAUGACCAUCAGGGAAGGCCGCAGAGGAUCGACAGCCGCGUCCUACGUCCUGCCCGCGGCCACCAAGAAGACCAACCUGCACGUCCUGAUCAACGCUGUGGUCACGCAGGUGUUAUUUGACGAGAAGAAGAGAGCCGUAGGGGUUAAAUUCCUUCACGACGGGCAGGAGAAGCGGGUGGCGGCGCGGCGGGAGGUCAUACUCUCGGCCGGGGCGCUCAACUCUCCCCGCCUCCUCAUGCUGUCCGGAGUGGGGCCCGCCGAGCACCUCCGAAGCCAUCAGGUCCCCGUGUUGGUAGACUUGCCGGGAGUCGGACUCAAUCUCCAGGACCAUCCCUCUGUGUUUGGCCUCACGUGGACGGUGGACGAGGGCACCAGCACCAAACUCCUCCGCAGCGCCUCCCUUCAGUCCAUCAAGCAGUACCUGAACGACAGGACAGGCCCUCUAAGCGCUCCCUUCGGUGUGGAGGUGAACGCAUGGACGCCGGCCGCCGCGGGUGACCCAGGCUGGCCCGACCUUCAGUACCUCUUCAUGUCCAUCACGCCCGCGGUGGACUACGGGAUCCUCUUCACGGAUGGGAUCGGCUUCAGGAGGGACGUGUUCCAUCGGUACUACGGGCGGCUGGUGGGCAAGGAGGGUUUCAACAUUGGCCCCAUGCUGACCCGUCCCAAGAGCCGCGGCACCGUCACCCUCGCCUCCCGGGACCCGCUAGCCGCGCCGCUCAUUGACCCACAGUUCCUCAGCCACCCCGAGGACGUGGCCACCUUCGUCAGGGGCAUCAAGUUCGCUAUGGCAGUUGGCAACACCUCGGCGCUAAAAAACGGAGUCGGGGCGAAAUUCCAUGAUCAGGUCCUGCCGGGCUGCGAGGGCGAGGUGUACGCGUCGGACAACUACUGGGCGUGCUUCGCGAGACACAUGGCCCAGACCACCUACCACCCCGUCGGCACCUGCAAGAUGGGCCCGCGGCGAGACCCCUACAGCGUGGUGGACCACACGCUCAAGGUGCGCGGCGUGGUGGGUCUGCGCGUGGUGGACGGCUCCAUCAUGCCGCUGGUCACCACGGGGAACGUCAACGCGCCCAUCAUCAUGAUCGGCGAGAAGGCCGCGGACCUCAUCAAGGGGGACUGGGGCGCGCCGGUGCCGGCGGCCAACACGGUGUGACGCGGCCUGAGGGGCUGGCUGGGCGGAGCCGUGACCUGCCACCUCUCUGUCUUCUGUCUUAGUGCUGCUUGAUUCCGGCUGCUGGCGUUAAUACGAGUAUUGUUUAGUGUUCAAGCAGUCAUCUCUCUCUCUCUCUCUCUCUCUCUCUCUCUCUCUCUCUCACACACACACACAGCUGACCUCCUGACCACUUUGUUGGUGACCUUUGCCACUCAACAGAGAGAGAGAGAGAGAGAGAGAGAGAGAGAGAGAGAGAGAGAGAGAGAGAGAGAGAGAGAGAGAGAAUGUUAUAUAUUUAAAAAAAACGGUAUAACUUACUUAUUUGUAUAGAUAUUAGUGUAUAUAAUUAAGACUGUACAUUUAUAAGUAGUUAAUAUACUUGGUAGUUAAGUGCAAUAGUAGAUUUUGUAAGGCAGUUUGAGGACUAUUGUAGUAGUAGCAAUAGUAGUAGUGGUAGUAGUAGCAGUAGUAGUAGUAAUAGUUGUUGUUGUUGUUGUUGUUGUUGUUGUUAUUGUUGUUGUAGCAGUGAAUGAACGUAUUGUAUCAAACAUCUUGUAAUUACGUGUAUACAUUUGUAAGAUAUCUUUGUACAUUUACGGACGUGUUUCUUUCUUUUAUGUUUUCACGUUUACUUUCUCCUGUUUUUGUAGUUUAAUUGUGUUUGAAAUGUUAACAGUUGGGUGGUCAAGAGGUCGUGUGUGUGUGUGUGUGUGUGUGUGGCCAAGAAUUAAGAUCUAAAGAAAGUGGGAAACAAUAGUGUGUGUGUGUGUGUGUGUGUGUGUGUGUGUGUGUGGUCGAGGAUUCGAAUCUAAAGAAGCUUGAAACAAAUGUGUGUGUGUGUGUGUGUGUGUGUGUGUGUGUGUGUGUGUGUACUUUAUACGAUAAGGUCAACAUGUUUGUAAGAAGAAAAAAAAUCUGAUACCGUGUUUUUCCAUAAAUUGAGAAAGCCUUGAAUGUUUUUUUUAUAUAUAUAAUAUUUGAGUGUGUUUGUGUGUUUGUGUGUUCUAUUUGCACCUACUCCUUGCAAUACUAUGAGGAUCUAGAAAGUCACCAAGGUCAAGGAAAGAGAGAGAGAGAGAGAGAGAGAGAGAGAGAGAGAGAGAGAGAGAGAGAGAGAGAGAGAGAGAGAGAGAGAGAGAGAGAGAGAGA